Molecule: messenger RNA, 1512 nt
Organism: Botrytis fragariae
Lineage: Eukaryota; Fungi; Ascomycota; Leotiomycetes; Helotiales; Sclerotiniaceae
Product: putative glycosyltransferase family 4 protein
Exons: 3
Coding region: 1-1512 (503 amino acids)
Molecular function (GO): alpha-1,3-mannosyltransferase activity; GDP-Man:Man(1)GlcNAc(2)-PP-Dol alpha-1,3-mannosyltransferase activity
Source: RefSeq, a predicted model, not a curated record
AUGGCUAUCGCAGGAAAGCAGAAGACCAUUGUGUUCUUUCAUCCUGAUCUAGGGAUUGGUGGUGCCGAAAGACUCGUUAUAGAUGCCGCAGUAGGAUUACAGAAUCGUGGACACAAAAUCGUUAUAUUCACCAGCUAUUGCGAUCCUAAACAUUGCUUUGAUGAAGCUCGAGAUGGUACACUUGAUGUGCGAGUAAGAGGAAACUGGCUUGUCCCAUCCUCAAUCCUCUCUCGAUUCUCCAUUAUUUGCGCCAUUCUUCGACAGUUACAUUUAAUUGUCCAGGCCUAUUUUACCUCUGAAAUCAGCAGUCUAAGUCCCGAUGCUUUCUUCGUGGAUCAGCUCAGUGCUGGACUACCGUGGCUACGAUACUUUUAUCCUAAUACUCGAAUCUUCUUUUACUGUCAUUUCCCGGAUCUGUUACUCGCACAGGGAAGAACCCAUUGGUUGAAACGCGCAUAUAGAAUACCUUUCGACUUCUUGGAGCAAUGGAGUAUGAGUUUUGCAGAAUCAAUUGCGGUCAAUUCCGGAUUUACAAAGGGUAUGGUGGAACAAGUAUUUCCUGAAUUGGCUAGGGAAAAGGAUUUACAGAUUGUACAUCCUUGUGUGGAUGUAAAUCCAAAGAAAUCUGAGACCAGUGAUGAUGCAGUUCCAGUCUGGCAUGAUAGAAAUAUUUUGUUAAGUAUCAAUCGAUUCGAAAAGAAGAAGGAUAUUGGUCUUGCAAUUAAAGCAUAUGCAGGAUUGGGUAAGCAUGGAAGACAGGGAGUGAGGUUGGUACUUGCUGGUGGAUAUGAUAACCGAGUGAUGGAGAACGUCGUAUACCAUAAGGAGCUCGUUAAACUGGCUACCGACUUGGGAUUGAAGACAGCUACCACACGGACCAUCGUUACAGCAUUAAAUGUACCUGAUGAUGUGGAUGUUUUGUUCUUGUUAUCAGUACCAAAUACUUUGAAAGAGAUGCUACUCAACUCAGCACGACUUUUGAUAUAUACUCCUUCUAACGAGCAUUUCGGUAUUGUACCCUUGGAGGCAAUGUUGGCCGGAGUUCCAGUAUUGGCCGCAAACACAGGAGGGCCACUCGAAACAGUAGUGGAAGGGAAGACAGGCUGGCUCUGUCCACCUGACGAUGUUGAGAAAUGGACGGCUGUCAUGGAUAAAGUACUAAACAAGAUGACGGAUGAUCAGGUUAAACAGAUGGGAAUUGACGGUGUAAAGAGGGUUAAGAAUGAAUUUUCUGAUGUCAAAAUGGCCGAGAGAAUUGAUGGAUUGAUCGAUGGAAUGGCAAAUACGCCCAGGAAGAGUGCUCUACAACUCUCCGCAUUCUUGCUAACUAUUGUCAUGGUUGCAUUGGACAUUGCAUCCUGGGGCUUGGGUCAGAACACAUCAGUCAACAAAAAGUUGGACAAGUUUUUGUUGCCUCCGUUCGUUCUUACCCUAACGUCAUUGAUAUCGUGGGCUGUGUAUUUUGUAGUUAAUUCCCAGGUCAAGUCGAGUUCGCGGCAGCCGACUAGAUGA